AAUGUGCAGGGGAGGGUGGGCAGCUGGGAAAGAGCAGCCCAGGGCUGGACCCUCACCCUGCCCACACCCACUGGGCACCAGCCAUGGGCUGUGACCAGCUCUCCUCUCUACUUCCAGCAUGGAGAAGGUUUCUGCUGCCUCAAAAUACAGUGAAGGUGACCCUGGACCAGGACACGGCUCAUCCCAUGCUUGUCCUGUCUCAGGACAACAGCAGUGUGAGACGGGAAACUGAAUGGCAGCAGGUUCCUUACACACCAGAGAGAUUUGACACUUGUUGCUGCGUGCUGGGCCAUGAGGAGUUCAGAGAGGGGAGGCACUGCUGGUUGGUGGAGGUGGAGGGGGAGUGGCUAAAGUAUUCUUGGUGGUCUGUGGGGGUGGCCAGGGCAUCUGUGAAGAGGAAGGGGUAUUUUAAAAGGUGCACUGAAGAAGGGAUCUGGGCUGUGCAGUACAAAGAAGGACAGCUCAUGUCUCUCACAUCUCCUCCCACCCGCUUGUCCCUGUCCCCUGUCCCCAAGAGGAUCUGGGUCUGUCUGGACUGUACCCAGGGGCAGGUGUCUUUUAUCAACGCUGACAAUGGGGUCGAGAUCUUCACUUUCACAGCAGCCUCCUUCAAUGGGGAGAGCAUCCGCCCCUGGUUCUGGCUGAGGACACGGGGAAUUCAGCUGUGCCUGAGGGACAGCACCCCCCAGACCCUGUCCCCAGCUCUGACGGGCUCCUGCCCUUCUCCAGCCACUCCUGCAUCACCUCUCCUUGAUCCUGCAGAAACAGCACAGGAAUGAGGGGCAGGGAGGCCAGGGGCUGCCCCGUGCUCCUUCCCUGCUGCUGGAGGAGGGCUGGGAUGCUGCAAGCAGGGGCAAGGCCCCUUGCAGCCCUCGGGCUCUGCCCUGCACGCGGCUCCUGUGCUGGGGCACAAGCCCUGCUGGCACCCGCAGGUCUCACCCUGCCUCUGAGCCCCAGCAGGCAGCACAGGGGCUGCAGCAGCUCUCCACGCUCCUCUCCCCUCUGCUUGCACUGCUUGCAGAACCCCAGUGCAAGGGAUGUGGUCACCGUGUGCUGCCGGCCAUUGCAGCCCACCUUUGCCUCCUAGUUUGGGGUUGAUCUUUGCUCUGUGCCUGGUGCUGAGCAUGAGCAGCCUGUGGGGGCUCUUUGUUCCCUCCUCUGGAGCACAUCAAGGCGCAGCAGCAGCAAGGCUGUGGCAAAUAAAGUUUUGCACAGGAA
Cygnus olor (mute swan) is the source of this 1218-nucleotide messenger RNA. RefSeq names its product butyrophilin subfamily 1 member A1-like. The transcript is spliced from 2 exons. NCBI's taxonomy places the organism in Eukaryota, Metazoa, Chordata, Aves, Anseriformes, Anatidae. Bases 84 to 779 code for a protein of 231 amino acids. The record is from RefSeq and is a predicted model, not a curated record. Gene Ontology annotation, molecular function: protein binding.